GGGUCCUCGCCGACCGCCGGGCCGGGAUCGGGCGCAGUGUCUCCCGCAGCUGGGAUCCUAAUAAAGUUGCACUGAGCGGAAACCGGCCCGCGCCCGGCAAGAGCGCACGGAACACCGGCGGGGACACCCUCAGCCGCUCCCCUCCCCCCUCCCGCCUCACUCGGCUUCUGUCUAUUGGUGUCUUAUCCCUGCUGCCCACCCCCAAACUUUGGGAUACACCUGAUGCAAGAAAUGCUGAAUCUUCCUGAAGAUAAAUCAGUGUUUUCCCAUUAUUGGUUAAGUGGUUCUUCUGUAGAAAGAUAGUACAUUGUUUAUCACCUGUGAUAAUCUCUUCAAAUAUACAUUGACAUUUAGUAGUAAGAAAGUUUCUUGAAGAUUCAUAUCAAAUGACGUCAAUGGCCAGUUUGUUCUCUUUUACUAGCCCAGCUGUAAAGCGAUUAUUGGGCUGGAAACAAGGUGAUGAAGAGGAAAAAUGGGCAGAAAAAGCAGUUGAUGCUUUGGUAAAAAAAUUAAAAAAGAAAAAAGGUGCUAUGGAAGAACUAGAAAAAGCACUGAGUAGCCCUGGACAGCCCAGCAAGUGUGUUACUAUUCCUAGAUCUUUAGAUGGAAGACUGCAGGUUUCUCACAGAAAAGGCCUCCCCCAUGUUAUUUACUGCCGAGUCUGGCGUUGGCCCGAUUUACAGAGUCAUCAUGAACUGAAGCCAUUGGAUAUUUGUGAAUUUCCCUUUGGAUCUAAGCAAAAGGAAGUUUGUAUCAAUCCAUACCACUAUAAGAGAGUGGAAAGUCCAGUCUUACCUCCAGUAUUAGUGCCUCGACAUAGUGAAUUCAAUCCACAACACAGCCUUCUGGUUCAGUUCAGGAAUCUAAGCCACAAUGAACCACAUAUGCCACAGAAUGCUACAUUUCCAGAUUCUUUCCCACAGCCCAACAACACUCCUUUCCCCUUAUCACCAAAUAGCCCUUAUCCUCCUUCUCCCGCCAGUAGCACAUACCCCAACUCUCCUGCCAGUUCUGGACCAGGAAGUCCAUUUCAACUUCCAGCUGAUACUCCCCCUCCUGCUUAUAUGCCUCCUGAUGAUCAGAUGGGUCAAGAUAAUUCUCAGUCUAUGGAUACAAGCAAUAAUAUGAUUCCUCAAAUUAUGCCAAAUAUAUCCAAUAGAGAUGUCCAACCUGUUGCUUAUGAAGAGCCCAAGCACUGGUGUUCAAUUGUUUAUUAUGAAUUAAACAAUCGAGUUGGAGAAGCUUUUCAUGCCUCUUCGACAAGUGUUUUAGUUGAUGGAUUUACAGAUCCUUCCAACAACAAAAGUAGAUUCUGCUUAGGGCUGUUGUCAAAUGUUAAUCGUAAUUCAACGAUUGAAAACACUAGGCGGCAUAUUGGAAAAGGGGUUCACCUUUAUUAUGUUGGAGGGGAAGUCUAUGCUGAGUGCCUGAGUGACAGCAGCAUAUUUGUACAGAGUAGAAAUUGCAACUUUCAUCAUGGCUUCCAUCCUACCACUGUCUGUAAGAUUCCUAGUGGCUGCAGCCUAAAAAUUUUUAACAAUCAAGAGUUUGCUCAGCUUUUGGCACAGUCUGUCAACCACGGAUUUGAGGCAGUCUAUGAACUCACUAAAAUGUGUACAAUUCGAAUGAGUUUUGUCAAGGGCUGGGGAGCUGAAUAUCACCGGCAAGAUGUUACCAGUACUCCAUGCUGGAUUGAAAUUCAUCUUCAUGGACCUCUACAAUGGCUGGAUAAAGUACUUACUCAGAUGGGCUCCCCUCUUAAUCCCAUAUCUUCUGUUUCAUAGUUCUGAAGUCUUAUCUUCAGUUACUAUAUUAGUGACCUUCUUUUAAUUUUAGAGAAACCUUCAGUAUGGAUACUGUGAGCUUACAUGGAGAACAGAUAUUACAGCUUACUUUUUUCUACCUACUUGUGACCAAUACAUUUGUAUUUUGUAAUGGAUUUCUGUUUUUAUUCAUGGUUGUGUUAUAAAAGUGGUAGUUGAAGUCUCAAAUAGAUGGCCUGAAAGAUGCAGAGCAAGUAUUGUGACCCUUCAUAUAUAUAAAGUUAAUUACUUGAUUUCGCAUUUAUCUUAAACUGGAAAAUGCGUUUACUUCAAUGUCACACCAAUUUUUAAAUGAACAAAAAAUAUCUCAGUGUGAGAACUUCAGAGGACAUGUGUUUCUUUUUUAAAAAAAAAAUUAUUAAAGAGUGUUUUAGUUAAAGAAAUGCUAUUCACUGUUCUAGCUUUCAGAUAGUAGUAAAGCAAAACUGUACUUUUAUAGAUGAAACAUCAUAAAAUUUACAUUUACUUCCUCUAAAUAUUUGCCUUACACAAUAAUGUGACUUCAAUGUAUAUUUUGAAAUACGCUUAAAAAAUUUUUACAGACAAGUGGUAUCAGAUAUGUGACAAUAUUCUAGUUCUGUCAUGAACACUACUGUAUAUAGCUGGAUGACAGGUCACAGGUUUGGUCCACUUUGAUUAUGUUGCCUUUAGCCACCAUUGUAAGGAUUGUAAUUUAGUUAAGAAUAACCUUUUUAUUUUGCACUUUUAUGGGUGAAUAUUUUUAGUGUAGCCUUUGACAAAGCGCCCAAACAACUUGGAUGUAGUUGUUAAUCAUUAGCUUGUUUGCUACCCCUUCUUGUUUCUUAAUAUAAACGCUUCAAUUUGUAAAUGACAGCACAUACUUAAGUUGCAAGAAGGUUUUUUCUUCUAGUUUUUGUUUUAUUUUCAACCAAAAUUGUGAGAUUUUUGUUUCCUAGCUUUAACUUGAGAUGCCUUUUCACCCACAAUUGUAAUUGAUGGCAUUAAUUUUUUUUUCAAUUUAAUGUUUUGUUUUUCCCUAAUUACAUGUAAAAAGUUUUCAACAUUAGUUUUUAAAAUUGAGUUCCAAAUUCUCUUCCUUCUUCCCCAACCCCUCAUUGAGAAGGCAAGCAAUUUGAUAUAGGUUAUACCUGUGUAGUCAUAGCAUUAGUGUUAAGAGCCUGAUUUCAGCCCCGAGAAUGAUUCAGGUCAGGCCUUUUCUCAGAAACAUGUACCUUAGGGCAAGUAAGCAGUCGUUUCAUGUCCCAUAAAUAAGAAAAGUGAAUCUCCAGUGGUUUCCAAGGUUCUUCUUUUUUGAAGAGUUUAUGCAUUAAAGAAUACAAAUUGUACUGUUAGCAGUUGUGCAAUAGCUCUUCUAAUUCACUUAAUUCACUGCCUGGAUAAAUGGCAGUUUAGCACCCCCAAAUACAGUUUUUGAGGAGGGAUUAAAACUUUAAACCUUCAGUGUUGAUUAACCAAGCUUCUUGUGAGCUGCUCUGAUUUUCAGGUUAAAAGAAUAGUCACCUUCUCAUGGGUGGAAUAACUGGGGAAAGGAAAGGAUGCUUUUGAAGCAACAUGUUUAGUUACCUAUCCUCAGAAACUUUGUUGUUGAAUGCCUUUACAAAAGUAUAUGAAAAUUGACAUUGUAUAGUUAGGAAGGAUGCAGGUAUACUAUUUUGGGGUUUUAAAAUAGUGCAUUUACUUGAUUUCAUAAUUUACUGAUCUUAAAAAAGAAAUGUGCCUUUUUGAUGGAGAAUGUGAUUCCUUUUGGCAUCUAUACAAAUAUUUAUUUGCUUUUUGUGAAAUAGAAUUUGUAGAUAGAUGAUGUUUGUAAUUUGGUUGAAAUAAGAAACCACACAAAUUUGCAUGUUACCCUAGAGAUGAACCCUUGGCUAAAUGAAAGGAAUGCUUAACAGUCAUACCUGAGUCCUACAUGUAAAUAUUAUUUGAUAUCUGGAUCCUGAGUCUUCUAAAUUCAGUAAAUAAUGUGUUUUUUGACUCUGCUUAGGAAAUAGUCCUAGCUUUUUUUUUUUUCAUUGUACUCUUAGAGAACCAACUUGAGAAAACUUUGGUAAGUAGAAGUCAAUAAAGCUUAGUUAAUAACAGAAAAGAGCCAGUGGAUCAUUUUCAUGAUGAUGUAAAUGCUUUUUACAGUUUUAAUAUCAGAUUAGGGGAGACAUUGAGUUUUGGUGGUUUGAAUAAAUAGAUGUUUGAACUGAUUAAAAGUUAAUCAGGGGGUAAUUUAACUUUUCACAGACUUCAAUGCUGGAUAUUAAUACCCUUCUGAAUUUGAAUUUAGUUUACAUAUGGCCCAGGAACCCCUUUGCUUCUUUCUUCCACCCCCAAGGAAAAUUUUAAAUGGUUAUAUAGAUAGCAAGCAUCAUAUGUAUAUUGCAACCCAGGAUAUUAAAACUUUGAUUACUUGGCCAGCUUGAAUUUCCUCUUUUCGAGCUGAGAUAAAAUGCUAUCUCUUUGGUAGGAAUGUAGUUGAGUAUUGUCACCAUAAUUAUCAGUUAAUUGAAUUUGGAGGAUCACAGUUUUAAAAUCAGAAAUGGUCCAUGAUAGAUGGGAAUGGUUUAUCUAUGCGAGACAAAUUUUCCUGGUAUUACAGCAACUUUUUUCUUUGAGUGCAAAUUUCUCUCCUGUUAAUCUAGAGAUUUUUUUUUAGGUGAAUAUAGAUAGGGCAUAGGGCUACAAUCUUUUUAUCACCAGGUAAGAGAACUUUGAAAAAGUUUUAGCAUCUAAGGUACUGUUUCUCUCCUCUUCAGCUCCAGCUCUGGGGUACCAUUUGAUCCUCUCGAUGUCACUGUUCGCUACAUGCUUCUCUCUACUGCCAAAACCCAGUAGCUCACCAGAAUGAGUUAUAUGAAUUGAGCUGCUAUUGAUAAGACAAUUAAUGAGGGAUAUCAUAAGUACACUGUUACAUUGGGUCAGAAACAAAGCUUGACUUUUGCAUGGUAAAUGUACAGAUUAGAGAGAAUAGGCAUCGGGAUCUCCCCGUGUGGAGUCUUUGGAUUAUACUGUUUUAAAGCAGCGGUAAACGAAGUUGGUUCCUCACAAAUUAUCCUUGGAAAUGAAAAUUUGAAAAUAAUUGUGUCCAAGUUAUGAGGGCCCCUUUCUGUUAUAAUAGUGAGUCCUUUUCUCAAAACAAAAACAAAACCCAACAGUUGUGUUUCCUGGGCUAGUCUCAUGUAGAAGGAUGUGUGUAUGUUUUUCUCUCCAAGGGCCAGCCUCACUUUUCCAAUUUUCUUCAGCAACCCUACAAUAACAAUUUAAAGAGAAAGAGACAAAACAAUCAAGACCAUGUCCUCUGCUUCUCUGUCCACAGUCAUCUGCCAUUACCUAUAAGUAAGGCUGAAGAAUGAGGUUUUGCCAGGAAUGGCCAGUGUUAACGUAUUUAUUUAGCUGUGCUAUACAAAAUAAGGCUCAGGAUCUGGGCCCAGCUUAGUCCAAGGUGCAAGUUUUUCAUAAUGAAAAUUAGCCCUCAAAAUGUAGCUAUGUUACUACAGAGAAAAUCAUGAUAAUAAAGUCCUUCUGUUGGAGACCAUCAUUAUAACAGGUUUUCAUGUGGUGCUUUCAUUACAGGAUCUCUGCCAAAUGCAGUUAAUGUGAUACAGUCUCCCUCCUGCCCUCUUCCCCGCCAUACCCUCACUGAAUCAUAAAUGGUAUUUAGAGGUUUUUGUGGGGAAUGGGGGUGUUGACAUAGGAGGAGAUAGAGCUCCAAAGAAGCCUUCUAAAUUUUAGUCAACAAGAAAAGGUCAGGAAGAAAAGUUUUGUGUUGUUGAUUUCAGCAUAACAUUUUGAGUGAUAAAAAGGCAGAGAUAACGAUAUGUGAUGACACAUUGACAUCCCAAAGAAAUUGGCUUAGAAAACUGAACUCAUUUGAGUUGAUACAAGCCUUACCAGUGCUUCAUUAUGGUCAAGACUCUGAUUUGGCCCAAUCAGUUAUUUGUUUAAGUGUUCUCGAAGGGCUGUUCUCUCUAAAAUUAUAUUGAAAAUUUUUAAAGUCAUCUCAAAUUUGCAACUUAUAUGUCUCCUAGUUGAAUUAUAGCCUUAAUUACUAAUUUGUAGAACUUUUUUUUUCAAAGCAGAUUAAAUGCCAUUAAGAUGAGUAAUACAAAACAGUGGUUUUGAGAGUGAUUUCAUAGCCCCAGAUAGUGCAAAUAACAUUGACAAGCAAGAUUAUAAAAAUCCAGGCAGGACAAAAAAACUAGUAUUCCACAUUGGCUACCUUUUAAAGGAAAAAAAAAUGGCAUUAAGUUUUCCCCUUUGAAUACCCUUUGAGAUGAUGUGCUUUGAUCUAAUCAUAUGGAUUCUUCAUAGAGAACUUUUUAGUUAUAGCAACUGUUAGUGGGUAACAAUUUUGCAGAUAUGUUUUUAAAAAACACAUUCAGUAAAUGACAUUUUGAAAAGGAUUGUUUCACUUUUAUCCGAUUCUCUUGCCAUCAUGAAGUUUGGGACUUUCUGUAUGUGUAUGCCUAUGCUUUUCUAAAAAAGAAAUUUGAUAUGCAAAUGAUAGACCAAAUUAUUUGAUUAUACCAUCAGUCUGCAUCUCAUUUGUAAUGCUAGCAUUAUCAUGCUUUUGUUUACAUUAUUGAAAUUGCGAUUCUACCAACAAGUUUUAAUUUUCUUCUCUUUUUGUUAAUUUGUAAAAUGUAUUAGUUUUUAUUGCGCUUUACAGGUCCAUAAUGCUUAUGAAUUUUUGCAUAUUGCUCGUAAAUACUCCGUAUUUCAAUAAACCUCGUUCUUUUCUCUUGUUUUUAA
Messenger RNA from Trichosurus vulpecula (common brushtail), 6545 nucleotides. It is a transcript of the gene SMAD5, whose product is annotated as SMAD family member 5. The coding region runs from base 387 to 1784 and encodes 465 amino acids. The record is from RefSeq and is a predicted model, not a curated record. Gene Ontology annotation, biological process: transforming growth factor beta receptor signaling pathway; SMAD protein signal transduction; anatomical structure morphogenesis. Gene Ontology annotation, molecular function: RNA polymerase II cis-regulatory region sequence-specific DNA binding; I-SMAD binding; DNA-binding transcription factor activity, RNA polymerase II-specific. NCBI's taxonomy places the organism in Eukaryota, Metazoa, Chordata, Mammalia, Diprotodontia, Phalangeridae. The transcript is spliced from 8 exons. Gene Ontology annotation, cellular component: heteromeric SMAD protein complex.